Rotaria sp. Silwood2 is the source of this 1005-nucleotide messenger RNA. NCBI's taxonomy places the organism in Eukaryota, Metazoa, Rotifera, Eurotatoria, Philodinida, Philodinidae. The record is from the annotation of a GenBank genome assembly.
AUGGAUUUCAAAGAAAUAGAUAAAAAUAAUUCCGCCAAUGAUAUGAACAGACGAGUACAACGGCCACUAUCAAAGAACCGUUUUUUUCAUACUAGAGGACAUCUUGCGUCGAUUGAUGAUAUUCCAAUGGCUUGUGCAGUGCCCUCAUAUCCUCAUCUAAUUUAUCAUCGAAAAAAAAGCUCAUCAGUUGCCCUUACUAAUUCGGUGUUGCAUUCGAUCGAAGAUAAUAUCAAUAGACAUAUUGUUCGCGUCCGUCUCAUCUUCAUUCGUAUCGGUGAAAUCGAUACACUCAAUGAGAAAUAUCAAGCAGAUGUCUAUUUUGAAGCGCGAUGGAUAGAUUGUAUUGAUAUAGAUACACUUGAUCUAACUGCUCAGCAACGUACACAAUUAAUAAAUGAGUCGGCAACUAUUCGUUUAAAUGAGUUUUCUCCGAUUAUCCACUGGACACCAGAAUUAUCGAUUGAAAAUGCUAUUGCACAUAUUGGUGAACCAGAAAAAUGGUUUACAAUAACGAAACUUGCAACAAAAGCAGAUGAAAUAAUUCCGACACCUCUGGUCAAGUUAGAGAUUUGUGAACAUCGUCGAGUGCGAGGCGCAUUCUGGGAGAAACUCGAAUUGAAUCACUUUCCAGUUGAUGUACAAGAUCUUACAGUUUCAAUCACUAGUGAUCACCAUUUGGACACUGUUAUGCUUGUUCAAGACGAAGAUCGCUUUUCGACUAUCAAUCGUGAAGCAUUUUUCGAUCAACAAGAAUGGUCACUGUAUGAACAUGUGGCCACAGAAAUGCGUGACACCAACGAAGAAUAUUCAUUCGAACAUGAAACAGGUAUUGAACCCAAAACACAUCCAGUUCUUGCCUUUACUUGUCGCGCAGCUCGUCAACCUGGUUACUACUAUUGGAAUGGAUUUUGCCUCAUUUUUCUUAUUACUAUUUGCAGUUUUUGUAUUUUUGCCAUUCCUCCAAAGUCAGAUAUUGUCUCUUUUGUAUUUUCUAAAUUCUAUUAA